UUGGGGAUGCCGUCGCGUUUAAUGACUUUUAUUUUGGAAAGCAUCCAUGCCAUGGAAUUUCCUCCGCACGUCCUGGUUUAUUGUCUGCCUCAGGAUAAAAAGAGAGAUAUUAAAAUGAGUAAUCCACUGAGAGGUGAAGUUUUAAGAUUGUACAAAAAUCUUCUGUAUCUUGGGCGGGAUUAUCCAAAAGGCACUUCAUACUUCAGCGAGCGUCUGAAAACAGCUUUCAUGAAGAACAAAGAUAUCACAGAUCCCGAGAAAAUCAAAAAGCUGGUUGACCGUGGAGACCUUGUGAUCAAAGAACUCGAGGCACUUUACUUCCUCAGGAAAUACAGAGUAAUGAAGAAACGCUACUAUGAACCAGAGCAUUAAUCCAUGUAUCUGUCACACGUGCCAGACUGUACAGUGUAUAUGUCAAAGGUUAAAUCAUUAUUAUCUGUACAUUUCUGAUUGUUUGUGUUUGAUGUGUACUAUAACAUAUUUGGACAUAAACAUUUAUUUUUACUACUUCUAAGUCCUUGUUAAAUUUACAAUAUACAGUUAUUGGUAAUGACAAGUACAUAUGCAUGUAUAGUUAAAGGCAUUUCGUUUUAUGAUGUCCUAAGCAGGUGUUUGUGUAGAUAGCUCUACAUCACAGAAAGCAAAGUUGGUUUUUCCAAAGGAUUUGUCCAGUUCCUGCUCCAGCUCAAACGUCCCUGCACUACCGGAAACCUUUUAGUGCAAAUAAUCAAAAAUUAUCAAAGUGAUGGGAAUAGUGUGAGUAUAUUUGUACAUGUACAUUUGUAUAUAUGCUCGCAUUAAAGAAUAUACUCACUUUUGCUUUGAGAA
Carassius carassius (crucian carp) is the source of this 828-nucleotide messenger RNA. RefSeq names its product LYR motif-containing protein 5A-like. The transcript has 3 exons. Gene Ontology annotation, biological process: respiratory electron transport chain. Gene Ontology annotation, cellular component: mitochondrion. Bases 7 to 372 code for a protein of 121 amino acids. The record is from RefSeq and is a predicted model, not a curated record. Lineage: Eukaryota; Metazoa; Chordata; Actinopteri; Cypriniformes; Cyprinidae.